UAUUAAAGAGGGCUUCCACUGCCUCUAUCCAUCACAGCACUUGACUCAACAAACCUGCUGCUUUCUCAUUUUGACCACCGGCUCUAUCUCAACUAAAGAAACCAAAGAUGUCUGGCAUCAUGAAGGUGUUUCUUCUCCUGGCCGUUGCAGUCUGCAUCUCUAAAGCCCAGCUGAACGAACCAGGACAGAGCUGUCUUUGUCAGCGUGUCAGAAACGGCGUCUUCUCAAAGAGUGACAUAAGGGACAUCCAGAUUUACCCUGCAACUAUCUUCUGUGACAAAGUAGAGAUUGUUGUGACCAGUGCAAACGGCCGCUACUGUCUGAACCCUGAACUUCAAAUUGUGAAAAAGAUGCUUACCAGAGUCUUGAGGAGAAAGGCCACCUCCACUUCCAAGCCCACCAAUCUCAGUAGCAGCUCAGUCAGCAGCAGCAGCACCACAGCUCAGAUCUGAUUCUCCACGUUGAGCAAGAACCUCCCCUCACCUCCAGCAACAAAUGCACCUUCA
Messenger RNA from Poecilia latipinna (sailfin molly), 506 nucleotides. Its product is annotated as C-X-C motif chemokine 10-like. NCBI's taxonomy places the organism in Eukaryota, Metazoa, Chordata, Actinopteri, Cyprinodontiformes, Poeciliidae. The transcript has 4 exons. The record is from RefSeq and is a predicted model, not a curated record. Gene Ontology annotation, molecular function: chemokine activity. Gene Ontology annotation, cellular component: extracellular region. Gene Ontology annotation, biological process: immune response. The coding region runs from base 108 to 452 and encodes 114 amino acids.